This is a messenger RNA of Triticum urartu, 1226 nucleotides long. Its product is annotated as peroxidase 2-like. Gene Ontology annotation, molecular function: peroxidase activity; heme binding. The record is from RefSeq and is a predicted model, not a curated record. Lineage: Eukaryota; Viridiplantae; Streptophyta; Magnoliopsida; Poales; Poaceae. Gene Ontology annotation, biological process: hydrogen peroxide catabolic process; response to oxidative stress.
UUGCAUAGAGCUUUCAUCUCAACAGGAUUAGUGCCUGCUUGCAUACGGAAGUACACUGAUGGCAAUGGCAAUGGCCUCUUCUCUGUCGGUGCUGUUGCUCCUGUGCCUGGCGGCAUCGUCCUCAGCGCAGCUUUCGCCUAGGUUCUACGCGACGUCGUGCCCCAGGGCGCUGGCCAUCAUCAGGAGGGGUGUGGCGGCCGCCGUGAGGAGUGAGCGCCGCAUGGGAGCGUCGCUGCUCCGGCUGCAUUUCCACGACUGCUUUGUCCAAGGCUGCGACGCGUCCGUACUGCUGAGCGACACCGCCAGCUUCACCGGCGAGCAGGUGGCAGCUCCGAACGCCGGCUCAAUUCGUGGCAUGAACGUCAUCGACAACAUCAAGGCGCAGGUCGAGGCCGUGUGCACGCAGACUGUCUCGUGCGCCGACAUCCUCGCCGUGGCCGCCCGCGACUCCGUCGUCACCUUGGGAGGGCCUUCGUGGACCGUUCCUCUGGGAAGGAGGGACUCGACGACGGCGAGCUUGUCUCUGGCCAACAGCGACCUUCCGCCGCCAUCCUUCGACGUGGCCAACCUCACGGCCAACUUCGCCGCCAAGGGGCUCAGCGUGACCGACAUGGUCGCCCUCUCUGGCGCCCACACCAUCGGUCAGGCACAGUGCCAGAACUUCCGGGACAGGCUCUACAACGAGACCAACAUCGAUACGGCCUUCGCAACACCUCUCAAGGCCAACUGUCCCCGGCCGACCGGGUCCGGCGACAGCAGCCUGGCACCGCUGGACACGACGACGCCCAACGCGUUCGACAACGCGUACUACCGCAACUUGAUGUCACAGAAGGGGCUCCUGCACUCUGACCAGGUUCUGAUCAACGACGGACGCACCGCGGGCCUGGUCCGGACGUACUCGUCGGGGUCGGCGCAGUUUAACAGGGACUUCAGGGCGGCCAUGGUGAGGAUGGGGAACAUCAGCCCGCUCACCGGGACGCAGGGGCAGGUCAGGCUCAGCUGCUCCAGGGUGAACUAAGCUACCGGCCUAAAAUCCGGGGCGAUCAAAGGCGGACAUAAUAAGGCUGUGGAGUUAUUGUACUUGUACUGAUCAUGUGCAAGAACGUUGUGCCAUUUCUCGGAUCAUCAUCAAGUGUGGGAAGAUGGAGUGUCAUGUGAUGUAUCCGAGUAUCUCAAGGGGCCGUCGUGCAAAUGGACGAGUUGCAUACGUAUUUUUCCUUUGCUUA